AUGGAGGGACGGAAACGCAAAGCAUCUACCGAUCAUAGUAUUGAUGUAACAGGUCCUGGUGUUAAACGUCGGACCUCUUACCCAGUCAUCCAGAGUCCUUCCGAUACAGCACAUCUCUACGGACUGACUGCACAGGGAGUGACCUGUGGUAUGAUCCCGACCAACAGUCAAGUCCCAGUCAAUGCCCAGUCUGCGGAGAGCCAAUACAGAAGUGCCAUCUAUCCUUCUCGAUCAUGUUUUUCAAAUGACACUUACACUGUCGGCUGGAUCUGUACUACAAGCACCGCAUACGUUGCCGCCCAAGAGUUUCUCGACGAAGAGCACGGUAGACCCCAAUUCGUCAGGGUACACGACACCACCGAUUACGCACUUGGCAGAAUCCAGGAUCACAAUGUUGUCAUGGCAUUGAUAUCUGAUCCUCAAGACGGCUCGUCGUCCGCGGCAACGGUUGCGAGAGACAUGUUGCACAGUUUCCCAAACGUCAAUAUUGGAAUGAUGAUCGGCAUCGCUGGUGGUUUUCCAAGUCAGAACAAUGAUAUCCGUCUAGGGGACGUGGUGGUAAGCGCAGCACGCGAUGGAAACGGUGGCGUCUUGCAGCUUGACUUUGGCAAGCGCAUGCAAAACAAGGGCCUUCAUAUGACAGGGUUCCUAAAUCAGCCGCCAACCUUUCUACGGAAUGCAGUCAGUGGUUUCCGUGCAGAUAUUGAAAGAAAAGGACACCGUUUUGAACAGAUCAUAAAUGGAAUCCUUGAGUGCAAUCCGAGGCUGCGAGAGAAAUACCAACGACCACAGUCAGACGCAGACAAGCUUUUCAAGUCCGACGUUGUUCAUGGCAAAGAUUGUACCGCUCUGUGUAGCAGCGAUCCAUCGUUACUAGAACGGCGCACUGAGCGUGCCCACGAGAAUGAUAAUCCGGCAAUUCACUACGGUUUGAUUGGCUCCGGAAAUCAAACCAUCAAAGAUGCUAUUUUACGAGACAUGUUUAGUGCUUCUAGAAACGUUCUCUGUAUCGAAACGAACGCAGCAGGUCUCAUGAACCAUUUCCCUUGCCUCGCCGUUUGUGGAGUCUGCAACUAUGCCGAUACACACAGCAACGAGCAGUGGGAAGGAUACGCGGCAAUGGUAGCAGCUGCAUAUGCAAAGAGCCUUCUGUACCGAAUAAGCCCACGAAAAUAG
This is a messenger RNA of Aspergillus melleus, 1176 nucleotides long. RefSeq lists its product as uncharacterized. Gene Ontology annotation, molecular function: catalytic activity. Gene Ontology annotation, biological process: nucleoside metabolic process. The coding region runs from base 1 to 1176 and encodes 391 amino acids. The transcript has a single exon. Lineage: Eukaryota; Fungi; Ascomycota; Eurotiomycetes; Eurotiales; Aspergillaceae. The record is from RefSeq and is a predicted model, not a curated record.